AUGCUACUUAUGCCUCCCUGUGCGCUCUUUGCGCUCUUAUCACUCCUUGAGCCUGUCGGCGCACUCACAGAGACGACUGGAAUCAUCGACCGCCGAAAUGUGAUCCGCAGGUACAAUCCCGUGCGCACGAACCUGUCAACCACCACACCAAUGCAGGUCGGCAACGGGGACUUCGCUUUCGGAGCGGAUAUCACCGGUCUACAGACUUUGCUCCCAUUCAACAUCCUCUCGUCCUGGUGUUGGUGCAACGACUCGCUGCCCACCAUCCCCGGGCAGACCGAGCCCUCCGACUUCACGGGCAUGGACUGGUGGACGCACGACCGCCUGGUCAACUACGACAUCUCGAAUCCUGCGGAGGCGGCUAUCUCGCAGUGGCUCAUCGCCAAUCCGCAUCGGGUCAAUCUGGGGCGGGUUGGGCUCUUGUACCAGGGAGCGAAUAUCUCGGUAGCAGAUGUGACUAGCACGGUGCAGACUCUGGAUUUGUACAGCGGGAUAUUGGAUUCAAGGUUUGAGCUGCAUGGAACGGCUGUUUCGGUUCGGACAGUUGCAGAUCCCGUGUCUGAUACUGUGGCUGUGGAUGUGCAAUCAUCUCUGCUGGUAGAUGGAUCCCUGAGUGUCUUCUUCGACUAUCCUUUGACCACGGGGACGAACAAGUUCGAAGCUCCAUUUGUGGGAAAUUGGAGCUUGGUCGAGGAGCACACCACCCGCUUGAAGAUAGCAACAGCACGAGAGGCAGUGGUCGAGCAUACCCUGGGAGGCACGACUUACUACAAUACCAUUGCAUCGGAGCAAAGAGGCAAUAUCCGCGGCCCGAUCAACGGCACCCAUCGCUACAUCCUCCAGCCUACUAGCAAGGGAGGGAGAUUCACUUUCACCACAUCGUACACGCCGUCAAUCCAGACAGACAAGAGGUCAUUUGCAACCGUCGAAACGUGCUCAACGCAGUGGUGGACGCAGUACUGGGAAUCCGGCUCCUUCGUCGACCUGACGGGGUCGAACUCGUCAGAUGCUGCAGAGUUACAGCGCCGCAUUAUCCUCUCGCAGUACCUCCUCGCCGUGAACAGUGCGGGUCACGAUCCACCGCAGGAAUCAGGCCUGCAGAACAACGGCUGGUACGGCAAGUUCCACCUGGAGAUGGUAUUCUGGCACCUCGGGCACUGGGCUCGCUGGAACAAAUGGGAGAUCUUGAGCCGCAGUUUGGGGGUCUACGAACGGUUUCUGCCGUCGUCGAUUGACCGCGCAAAGAAGCAGGGAUACGAGGGCGCACGGUUGGGCAAGAUGAGCGACCCGUCUGGUGCCUCUGCCCCGGGUCCACAGAAUGCCCUGCUAAUCUGGCAGCAACCCCAUCCGAUGUACUUUGCGGAGAUGGAAUAUCGAGCCUCGCCGACCGUAGAAACGUUGCAAAAAUGGGACACGAUCCUCGACGAGUUAGCAACCUGGAUGGUGUCGUAUGCGUGGUGGAACACGACGAGCCAGGUCUAUGACCUCGGCCCGCCGAUGUAUCCGUCCUCGGAGAAUACCAGCCCCAACUCAACCUAUAAUCCAACAUUCGAACUGGCCUACUGGCGGUUCGGGCUGGACAUCGCCUCGGGCUGGAAGAGGCGACAAGGUCACGAAGUCCCGGCGACCUGGACGCGCGUGCGGGAGAAUCUGGCAUCGCUGCCCGUCGUGGACAAUGCGUACUCGAUCUGCGCCGAUCUGCCGGAUAUGUGGACGGAGAGCAGUUAUACCUCAGACCAUCCGAGCCAGAUUGCAGUGUAUGGGCUUCUACCGCCGACAACUGGUGUGAAUGUUUCGGUCGUCAGUGCCACGAUGGACCGCAUCGCUCAGACAUGGAACUUCUCCAAGUCGUACGGAUGGGACUUUCCAAUGUUGGCGAUGACUGCCGUCCGGUUGGGAGACAUCGACGAGGCGGUUUCGUAUCGGCUGCAUCCCAACUUCCAGUUUGACGAUGUGGGCAACCCCGUGGGGACCGUAGUACCCACGCCGUAUUUCCCAGCUUCAUCAUCGUUGUUGCUCGCGGUGGCGAUGAUGGCUGGGGGAUGGGAUGGCAAUGUAGGAGCACAAUUCCCACAAGGAUGGAAAGUCAAGGUGGAGGAUUUCAUCCCUGGGAUGUAG
This is a messenger RNA of Aspergillus aculeatinus CBS 121060, 2118 nucleotides long. RefSeq lists its product as uncharacterized. The coding region runs from base 1 to 2118 and encodes 705 amino acids. Gene Ontology annotation, biological process: carbohydrate metabolic process. Lineage: Eukaryota; Fungi; Ascomycota; Eurotiomycetes; Eurotiales; Aspergillaceae. The record is from RefSeq and is a predicted model, not a curated record. The transcript has a single exon.